UUGAACCCAAGUCCGAAGACCCCUGCAACCGCCACACAACAAAGUGAGCGAGCGUACGUUACAGAGCACAAACGAUGAUCACCCACGCAAAAAAGGCGCCCUGCUCUGGAAAACGCAGCCACAUCCGUAUCAUCAAACUUGAGCCAAAACCUACUGUUGAUCGCACUCGAGUAACAGGUCUGAAACAACCCAUCUGCUCCCCAUGUGGGAUGUUCAUAUUUAGAAACAACAACACCAAGUGGACUACAAAGUUCGCAAGCCAAGGCACGCAAACGCAGAGCCGCAUUUCAAAGUCGUGA
Messenger RNA from Periconia digitata, 299 nucleotides. The record is from the annotation of a GenBank genome assembly. Lineage: Eukaryota; Fungi; Ascomycota; Dothideomycetes; Pleosporales; Periconiaceae.